Messenger RNA from Capronia coronata CBS 617.96, 1698 nucleotides. RefSeq lists its product as uncharacterized. NCBI's taxonomy places the organism in Eukaryota, Fungi, Ascomycota, Eurotiomycetes, Chaetothyriales, Herpotrichiellaceae. Gene Ontology annotation, biological process: fatty acid metabolic process. The transcript is spliced from 2 exons. The coding region runs from base 1 to 1698 and encodes 565 amino acids. The record is from RefSeq and is a predicted model, not a curated record. Gene Ontology annotation, molecular function: medium-chain fatty acid-CoA ligase activity.
AUGGCGUCUACUCUGCCUUCCACGCCCAUCUUCGAGGCCAUUGCCAAACAUGAUCCCAAAAGUCCCGCCAUCAUCCACAGUGCCUCUGACCGCACCUUUUGUUACGGCAGCUUGUUGCACGAUGUGGCCGCCGCCAAAGAUAACUUGACCUCGCUGGCCGGCGGGAAGCCUCUGGCCGGCGAAAGAAUUGCUUUUCUGGCCGAGAACGGCUAUGACUAUGUAGUGACGUUUCUUUCGAUUCUCGCCCAUGACGCUAUUGCUCUCCCUCUCGCCCAUACCCAUCCGAACUCGGAACUGCGGUAUAUCAUCGAGAAUAGUGAGGCGGCGCUAUUUUUGUCAACCGAGAAGUUUCAAGCCAAGGCUCAAGAGGUGGUCGAGACAGGCCUGGACCAUGUCCCACAAUUAGAAAUCCUCUCCAAGAUCGAGACGGGAGCGGUGUCGGCGGAGACUGUCAAGUUUGGCCCGGACAGCGUGCAAAAUGGCGGAUUCAUGCUCUACACAUCUGGAACGACCAACAGACCGAAGGGGGUAGUGUUGUCUGUACCCACCAUCACCGCUCAAGCCAGAUCCCUGAUCGAAGCAUGGAACUACGCGCCAUCCGAUCUGCUCCUCCAUGUCCUGCCGCUCCACCAUAUCCACGGAACCAUCAACGCGCUGUUCACGCCUCUGAUGGCUGGCGCGGCUGUGGAGUUCGCGUACCCAUUUAACGCGGAUACGGUAUGGAAACGGCUGGCCGCACCCUUCCUUCCACAUUCCCCACCAACGAAACGACCGAUCACGUUCCUGACCGUGGUUCCUACUAUCUACAACCGACUUCUUGCCACCCACCCUUCGCUGGACCCAGACAUGCAAGAAGCAACCCGCACAGCCAUCACGCCACAGUAUAUGCGUCUGAACAUCUCCGGAUCCGCGGCGUUGCCAUCGCCGACCAAACAAGCCUGGACCGAACUCAGUGGCGGGAAUGUCCUGCUCGAGCGGUACGGCAUGACGGAAGUCGGAAUGGCGCUCUCAUGCGGACUGGCGUUUGAAGACCGUGUCGAUGGAAGCGUGGGCUGGCCGUUACCAUCGGUGGAUGUGCGACUUGUAGAGUCCGAGACCGGCCAGGUCAUCGAGCCUGGACAGGAGACGGAUGCGAACGGCAAUCCUCGUGAGGGUGAGAUCCAGUUGCGCGGACCGACCAUUUUCAGCGGCUACUUCCGCAAUACGAAAGCCACCGCGCAAGAGUUCGUCGAAGCCACCGACGGCCGCGGCAAAUGGUUCAAGACCGGCGACGUGGCCAUCCGCCAGCACGUCCCUGGCACAGGGAAAAGCGACCAGGCAUGGGCCAAGGGCCCCAUGUAUUUCAUCCGCGGCCGCAAGAGCGUAGACAUCAUCAAGACCGGCGGCGAGAAGGUGUCGGCGCUCGAGGUCGAGCGUGAGCUCCUCUCACUCCCCGAAGUCUCCGAGGCCGCUGUGGUCGGUCUCACCUCGGACCAGUGGGGCCAGAAAGUCGCCGCGGUCGUCGUCCUGACUCCCAAAGGCUUGACUGGCGGCCGUGGUGGCAAGCCCUGGGGGGCCAUGGACAUGAGGCGCGCGCUGAAGGACAGGCUAGCCAACUACAAGAUUCCCCAGGAACUCAAGAUCGUCGAGUCCAUCCCGCGCAACGCCAUGGGCAAAAUCAACAAGAAGAAUCUGAUCAAAGAUGUCUUUGAGAAAUAG